Hibiscus syriacus is the source of this 1009-nucleotide messenger RNA. RefSeq names its product protein FLC EXPRESSOR-like. The coding region runs from base 58 to 957 and encodes 299 amino acids. Lineage: Eukaryota; Viridiplantae; Streptophyta; Magnoliopsida; Malvales; Malvaceae. The transcript has 4 exons. The record is from RefSeq and is a predicted model, not a curated record.
UUAUAAAAUGUGUAAAAAAAAAGGCAGCAGCCGAUAUCGUUUCGACAGCGAAUCAGUAUGGCCGGUCGUAACAACCUUACGCCGCCGUCAUCUUUAACUCGCUCCAUAAUCGAACGCCACACCAUUCAUCAACACCAUCACCUCGAAGACCGAAUUGCCAUCCAACACCGCGAGAUCCAAUCCCUCCUCCUCGACAACCAACGCCUAGCCGCCGCCCAUGUCGCUCUCAAGCAGGAUCUUGCACUCGCCCAGCAGGAAACCCGUCAUUUAUUGGCGGCCUCUGCUAACGUCAAAUCCGAGAGGGACGCGGAGGUGAGGGAGAUCUACGAGAGGUCACUGAAAAUGGACGCCCAGACACGUUCCGUCGAUGCGAUGACCUCUGAGUUAGCUCGUGUACGGGCUGAUGUAAAGAAACUCAUGGCGGGUAACCAGGAGCUGAAGGCGGACUUGGAGGCUGUCAACGAUGAGCUAGCCAAGGCAAGAAUGGAGGCGAAGCAAGUUCCUGUACUUAUGGCGGAUAUUGAAGCUGUAAGGAAAGAAAUCCAUAAAGGAGGGUCUGCUAUUGAACUUGAGAAGAAGACACGUGCUAGUAACCUGGAACAACGUCAGAUACUGGAAAAAAAUAUGGCCCUUGUAUAUCGGGAACUAGAAAAACUACAUUCAGAACUUGCUAAUGCAGAUAAGAGAGCAAGGGACACAGCUGCACCAUCGACAGCAACAGCGAACCCAAACCUCACAUACAAUGGAAACUAUGGAAAUAUUGAUGCCAAUUAUGGAGGAAAUUAUUCCAUGCCUCAGGCUGAUGUUGUAUGUACGCAAUUUGUUGCUGAAGCUGGGACGAUGCUCCCUGUUACUAUAGAGGGCCAAGGGUCGCAUACACCUAAUAUGAAUGGUUUACCUUCUGUGUCGGGAGCAGUUUCUACUGUUCCCUUCGAGAACCAAGUAGUUCGGCUUUAGCCAUUUCUAACUUGUAUAAAAUCCAAAUUCUAACUUAGAAUUACUUGGGCAA